GUCCAGUUCACGUGCCGUGUUCAAUGCGACGGCUUAGAAAACUGUUUGUCUUUGCUAGACGAGAAUUGAACAGCGCUGUCGAUGAUAGCUUGUUUGGUUUAGAGGAUUUUGAUUCAGACAAAGUAGAUUGGUACUUUUUACACUGCAGGAUAGACCUUGGAAGGAGUCAUGUGUUUAUCGUGACCAUUGCUCUCUCUGUGUCCGGAAAAGAAAUUGGACGUUGCAGCUCAAAAGAACGCGCUUGCUAUGCAGACACAGCAAAGAGAGCAAUUUAUACAGAAAAGCUAAAGCAACAACAAGGAAUAAAACCUAUUGAGUCGCAUAUUUCUUCAACGAAAACAAUUGAUUUAGAAAAAAUGGACUAUCAUGUUCAGUACAUGCUGAGACAUAUUACCGCAUUAUUCAAGUUUUAUAGUACCCAGUCUCUUUUAAUUUUCACAGCUACCAAGGCCGACAACGAGCAAAUGUCAAGAUGGCAAACAUUCUUAUUAAUGGUAAUAAAAAAACAGAAAAUAGAGGAGGGAAAAAGCAAGUGGUAUAGUAGCUUUUCAAGUCGUCGUGCUUUAUUUGAAAGAAUAACGAAAAUGUCACGUGCUCAUAAAAUGGCCUAAAUGAAUAAAAUACCUUUAAACCCACAGUGACGCAUAAACCUGUCUCUCUCGCGAAUUUUUUUUUUUUUUUUGUUUAAAAUGAG
Molecule: messenger RNA, 694 nt
Organism: Rhizopus microsporus ATCC 52813
Lineage: Eukaryota; Fungi; Mucoromycota; Mucoromycetes; Mucorales; Rhizopodaceae
Exons: 2
Coding region: 24-611 (195 amino acids)
Source: RefSeq, a predicted model, not a curated record